This is a messenger RNA of Schizosaccharomyces octosporus yFS286, 2120 nucleotides long. Its product is annotated as lysine methyltransferase. Lineage: Eukaryota; Fungi; Ascomycota; Schizosaccharomycetes; Schizosaccharomycetales; Schizosaccharomycetaceae. Gene Ontology annotation, molecular function: protein-lysine N-methyltransferase activity; protein binding. Gene Ontology annotation, cellular component: nucleus. The coding region runs from base 270 to 1922 and encodes 550 amino acids. The record is from RefSeq and is a predicted model, not a curated record. Gene Ontology annotation, biological process: peptidyl-lysine monomethylation. The transcript has a single exon.
UUUUAGUUUGUUAUGAAACAACAAGGUCACUAGUCAGUCAUAAAUCUGCACAAUGAUUUCUAACUUCCUAAGCUUGGCGGUGUUUGGAUCAGAAACAGCUCGUACUCUCCUCCACUACUACGAAGAGUGGAAGUGUCUUAAAUCAGCUACAGCGUUCGGCUAUUUCUAUUCUUUAUUGUAGAAUUUUAAGCAAGUGAACCGAAGUCGUAUUAUCUUGCAGCGAAAAGUCUUAUAUAUACUUGCAGCCAUCGUAACAUCAACAAAGAUAUAUGGAUAGAUUAUUAACGGAAGCCCAUAGAAACGGGUGCAAACUAAAUGAGAAUGUAGAAUUCAUUUCUUCCGUCGAUGAGUUUUCUACAUACGGUAACUUCGUAGCCACCGCCAAGACUGAUAUUGAAGCAGAUGAAUUACUUAUCUCUUGCCCUUUUGAGUAUGCCAUUACUUACGAAACUGCUAUAAUCUCAUUACAGUCCAUAAACGCCGAGUUUAAAUCAUUGUCACCAGAAAUCGUUAUGUAUACCUUUUUGGCUUUGGAAAGACUCAAAGCUUCGGAUAGUAAAUGGGCUGCAUACAUUGAAUAUCUUCCUAAAAGUUUCGAUACUCCCACAUAUUUUAAUGACGAGGACAAACAAUUCCUAAAAGCCACAAAUAUCGAGUUUGCUCUACAAGAUAGACUACAUAAUUGGCGACAUGCUUACGAAGAUGUCUUAAAAUUGGGAUCGUUCUCUGAAAACCAAUUCACGCUGGAUCUUUUUAUUUGGGCAGCAACUGUGUUUACAUCUAGAUGCUUCUCUUCAACCUUGAUUAACUCUAGUAUCAGUAAAGAAGACGCAACUCCUAUUCUUCUUCCGCUGAUCGAUAGUUUGAAUCACAAGGCUAUGCAGCCAAUUCUUUGGAAGACAGAUGUUCGCGAUACUAUGUCAAUUCAAUUAGUCUCUCAAAACACUACUUCUAGAGGUCAACAGAUCUUUAAUAAUUACGGACCUAAGGGAAAUGAAGAAUUGCUUCUAGGAUACGGAUUUUGUUUGAAAAACAAUGCGUUUGACACUGUUGCGCUUAGAGUAUCCGUUCACCCCGAUUUACCAUAUAGACAGGAAAAAACAUUGGUUUUGCAACAAGACAACGCUUUUGAGUUGAAUAAUUUGAUCUUUUUCCUCCAAAAAGAUGCAGAUUUCUCCGCAUUUGAGAAAGUACUGCAAUGUCUUACUGUGGUUAGUGCCUCAUCAUUAGAAUUAAAACGUAUCAUGGCUCAUCAAGCUUUGUUUGGUUUAUCUUCUUAUAGCUCGAGUCUGCGUGGCAAAAUCAAGUCAUUUGAGAUUUUGCUUAUGUACAUUAAUUCUCGUCUGCAACUGCUUAUAGAGAAUAAUCCGGAAAAAACUCCAGUCAACAUACGCCAGCAAUAUGCUAGUGUUUACAGAGAAGGCCAAAUUAAAAUCUUGGAGCAAUCUUUAAACCAAGUAAAAAAUUUCAUGGAAGUAGAACUGAAGAAGGUAUAUCACCCACUUCCUCAUUUAUUGCAAUACCUUGUCCUGAACUCCAUUUCUAUUUUUCUGCUCCAGCAUCCCAACUUUGCCCCCCUUUCGAAAGUAAUCACGGAGCUGUAUGGUACGACGGAUGCCGAGUCUAUUGCUUCUAGUGAAGAGCAGGAUAAUGUCGUGCUUUUAAUGUGUUUAUAUUGUUUGUCUGCUCAAGAAGCACUUCCUUUUUCGAUAGAGAUGCUUCAGGAAGGAUAUCCUGCUUCAAGCACGGAGGAGGGUGAUGAAGUCUUUGAAAUAUUUGACGAAAUGAUAUUUCAAAAAUAUCCAGACGUUUUUGGCAAUAAAAAAAUCUUUAAUAAAGAAAAUAUGUCAUGGGCAUUGCAAUUAAUAAAUGAGGAAUCUAUAGAUUUUUCUGGAUUUACAUUUGUUGUUGUUCAUGCUUAAGUAAAACGAAAUCAAUAUUUAGGGGUAAACUAAAAAAUGAAGGAUUUUUUUUUUUUUUUUUUUUUGGAAAAAAAAGGGAAUGUACAGAACACUUGUAUACGGAGCGUUCAGAUAUGUAUGCAUAGAAUCAUUACAGCUUAAUAAAUAAAACUUAGACUAUCUUAGGUAGAACCCGUUUGGACAAAUUUGUAAGGCCAU